Messenger RNA from Bemisia tabaci, 1622 nucleotides. RefSeq names its product transmembrane protein adipocyte-associated 1 homolog. The record is from RefSeq and is a predicted model, not a curated record. Gene Ontology annotation, cellular component: plasma membrane. Lineage: Eukaryota; Metazoa; Arthropoda; Insecta; Hemiptera; Aleyrodidae. Gene Ontology annotation, biological process: G protein-coupled receptor signaling pathway. Gene Ontology annotation, molecular function: G protein-coupled receptor activity.
UUCCCUUUUCUUUGAGUUCCCCGUUCCCCCCGCUCAAUGUUUUAUCGACUUCAGUUCCGUCGUGCUCCUUUUUUAUUGCAAUUUCUAAUCCAUCAUCAAAUUGUGAUCUUUUUCCCGUCUGUCUAUCUUAGUUAAUGUGAUACGUGAUUUCAUCAGUACUCGUGUUUUUCUGCGUUAUAAGACAAAACACUGCAACCAGUUUCCAAGGGCCGUCCUUGAUUGCAUUAUCACACCAUUCGAGUAACAUAUUGCUUUGUUUAUCUGAAGCAGCCAGGAGGAAAACUCUUUUCUUCAUUCGUCUCUCAGCAUCUUGCUAAGACUUUGUGGUAGUACCGAGUUUGAAUUGCCUUCUUUGCACUGUCAAAUCAACUUCACUGUUAAAGUUUGUCUCACGGAAUACCCAUAAUGUAAAUCCCUCUUUUGCAACUCCCAGUGAGUCAUCCUCGUAAAGAAUUAACAGGCAAAGCAGAUCUUCGUUUUCAUCACAAUGGACCAGAUAUCUGAUGCCAACAGCUCGCAAACAACAAUACCUGAAAAUGAUCAUCUGUGCAAAUUGAUCCUCUAUAUGGAUGUGCCCAACACUAAGAUUCGUGUUUGGGAUGUCAUCAUUCUUGUUCCAAAUUUAAUAUUCCUGCUCUUCCUUGGAUUUCGUUUCAAUCGAGCAAUUUUAAAACUCAGGGCAACGAGCAGCCCUAUUUUUCUCGCAUUUUAUGGACUGGUGGUUUUGAAUACAGUAAUGAGUGUUGUUCGCUGCAUUGCCUCUAUGUUAAUGAGUGCUGCGGCAAUUGAAGGCAGCUACAUUGAUAUUGUCCUUUGGGUCACUGUUCGCUUCUUCUUACUGUCAACGGAAAUGAGUGUCGUUGUCUUUGGUCUUGCAUUUGGUCAUCUAGAUAGUCGCAGCAGUAUACGGUAUGUUCUGCUCACUACAUCAUUCAUUUCGUUUGGUUAUUCUACAAUGCAAGGAGCGCUUGAGAUAUUCCAGCCGGACAAGAACGUUAGCUUUGGAUUGAGUGACAACCGAAUUUUUGGUCACGGUGGAAUGCUAUUUUGGUGUGUCAGCUCUGUCAUCUUUACCCUGAUAUACAUGGUGAUAUUUAUCCUUCCAUGGACGAAACUUCGAGAACGCCUACCAUUACCUGCAAAAAAAUCAUUCUACGCCUAUGUCUUACUACUAAUGCUGCUGAAUCUGAGUCAGGCAGUUGGCAGUGGUCUUCUUCUGUUCAACAACCUGCAAGGAAUAUGUGUUGUCGAUGUUACAACAUGUAUCUAUUAUACUCUUUUCACGCCACUUGUAUAUGUAGCUUUUCUCAGUGAUUUCUUUAGUAUAGCACAAUCUAGUAUUAUGUUUUCAUACAAAGCUCAAAUUGAAGAUAACAUGGAUGAUGAUACUGUGUCCCUUCCACAUCAGCAGAGUUUUUCUUCGCUUAAAACUGACUCUGAUUAUAUUUAUCAGGGUAACGGAGCCUACGAUAGCACACAGUUCACAGGCGGUGGUCACGGAAAUAUGCUUUAUUCAGCCUCCCUCCAAAGCCCUGAUAGCAUAACAGGCUACAGUUUAAACAGUCAAACAAUAGAUAUACCAGCGCCCAUGAAACCUGCCAGUGAUAAAUAAUAACCUAACC